Molecule: messenger RNA, 667 nt
Organism: Pipra filicauda (Wire-tailed manakin)
Lineage: Eukaryota; Metazoa; Chordata; Aves; Passeriformes; Pipridae
Gene: DPY30
Product: dpy-30 histone methyltransferase complex regulatory subunit
Exons: 5
Coding region: 146-445 (99 amino acids)
Cellular component (GO): Set1C/COMPASS complex
Source: RefSeq, a predicted model, not a curated record
CAACUCGCGACGGCGGCCGCGGUUGCUGCGGAGCCGCUCCUGCUGUCCCGCCGAUCCCGGAGUCCCGGAGUCCCGCCGACUGCCGGUGAGAGCCCGAACCGACUGCCGAUUUUCUGCACGUCCAGCAAAUUCCAGUUUUCAAAUCAUGGAGGGAGAACAGAUUAUGGAGGGACAGCCACAGGUUCCAGAAAAUCCGCAUUCCGAAUACGGUCUCACUGAAAAUGUAGAGAGGAUAGUAGAAAACGAGAAACUAAAUGCAGAGAAAACAUCAAAGCAGAAGGUUGAUCUUCAGUCGUUACCCACACGUGCCUACUUGGAUCAGACAGUUGUACCUAUCUUGCUACAGGGACUUGCUGUUCUUGCAAAAGAGAGACCGCCAAAUCCCAUUGAAUUUCUAGCAGCAUAUCUUUUAAAAAACAAGUCACAAUUUGAAGACCGAAAUUAGCUCCAUAAAAAUGAGGACAGUUUGGCUGCUAGACUGAAAUGCUCAUUCGCCGCUGUUUUGUUUUCUGCUGUAAAAAUCCUUUGGCCACAUUGUUGUCUUUCUUAACUGCACAGUUUGCUUUACCUUUUGAGUUAUUUAAUAAAGAACACUUUACAUUUAAUUUGUUCUCUUGUUUUAAAACUAGGUAUUAAGAGACUUUCAAAAUAAAGUACUGAAACUGCA